Messenger RNA from Pyricularia oryzae 70-15, 369 nucleotides. RefSeq lists its product as uncharacterized. The record is from RefSeq and is a predicted model, not a curated record. Lineage: Eukaryota; Fungi; Ascomycota; Sordariomycetes; Magnaporthales; Pyriculariaceae. Bases 1 to 282 code for a protein of 93 amino acids. The transcript has a single exon.
AUGAAGGCAUCAAGCAUCCUCGCCUUGAUCUUCGUCGGCGUUGCGGUCGCGGCGCCCGGGACCCCGGUUCAGGGUGCCGUGCUUGAAGGCCGUCAAACCAAGCCCACCCCGCCAAAGAACACGCCGAAGCCGUCGUCGCCCCCGACGACUUGCACGCCCGGCAAGUACCGCUGCUCGGGGUCCGACAUCCAAGUCUGCAACUCCAGCAAGCAGUGGGUGCUGAGCGCCAAGUGCAGCCCGAAGAAGUGCAGCGAGCAGAACGGUGGUGCUUACUGCAUCUGAGUUUGGGGAGGCCUGCGGAUAUACGAGCGAGAAGGGAAGCGGCAAUUUGUGGGAGGGAAUGGUAUCUAUUAUUCUGUCACAUGAGUG